UUCAUUAUCCCAUCCUCCAAGCUGCCUGCAGGCUUUGUUUCUUGUUUGAUUGAGAGAAAAGUUUUCAAUGAAAGAUCAAUCAUCAAACUCUCUAUCUAUUCCCAGAAAGCUGUUAGUUUAUCCAUGAUCAAAUGAUGUCUAUAUCAAUCUCCAGCUAACCUGCUUUCUCCUCUCUCAGAUUCAUGUGCAGAAAGCUAUGGAGAUAGAUGAGAUCUGUUCUUGCUAAAACACACAGAGAAAAACUAGGUUUUUUGGUUCUGCAAUUCUGCAAAAUUCCAUGUCUUCUGAAAGCUACUCUCAAGAAUUCUACAAUAAUCCCUGCAGAGAGAUGAUGAUGAGAAUUCAUGGGGGGUUUGAAGGAGACGCGCCGCCACACUCCCACGGCGGAAUGCUGGUGGAGAUGGUCGACAACUACCGGUCUGCGUGGCGGAAAUCCGCCGCACAAGUUCUAGAAGAAGAGCAGAUCCAAGCUUCCAGCUAUGGCGGCAGAUCAUGGCCUCACAAAGAUCCACUCUCACUAAACCAAGCACUUCCAUUGAUGAAUCUUAUCCAUGUCAAACCCAGCUCCCCGGAAUCCAACCUUAUCCAUCAAGGAUUCCAAGUUGUUAGUCCAAUGAUAACCAUGGAAGCUCAUCAAGGGCUUUCAUUGUCAUUGAAGAUGGAGGAGUUUCAGACAAGAAACGGAGGGAUUAACAACAAUUACUACCCUAACCAAGAAUUAUUACCUAUGGGCACUCAUUUUCUUGAAGGGGAAAUUCUGUCACGUCAAGAGGUGAACAUUAUGCAGGUACGACACUCGAGGUACCUAAAGCCUGCCCAGGAGUUGCUUCAAGAAUUUUGUUGCCUGGGAAGAGAGUUUCACUUCAAGAAUGGUGGGAGGGUCAAGAAGAAGAGUGGGAGUGGAAACCCUAGCUCCGGCGACACGGAAACCGGUGACUCUCCGGUUGAGCGGCCGCCGUUAUCAGGUGCAGAAAGGUCUGAGUUUCAGAGAAAGAAAAUCAAGCUGUUAGCUAUGCUUGAAGAGGUUGAAGAUCGGUAUGUUCGUUACCGGGAGCAGAUGCGGGUGAUUGUGAGCUCGUUCGAUUCGGUUAUGGGAUGCGGCGCGGCGGCGCCGUACAUGGGGUUUGCGCAGGCGGCGAUGUCGAGACAUUUCCGGUGUUUGAAGGACAGUAUAGUGAGUCAGCUCCGGGAGACUUAUAGAGCUCUGGGGGAGAAGCAAUUGGGCGUUUCAGGGAGUUUUGGGUUAACGAAAGGGGAAACGCCGAGGCUGAAAGUGCUAGACCAGAAGCUGAGGCAACAGAAAGCUUUGAACCAGAUGGGAAUGGUGUUGGAUUCUGAGCCGUGGCGGCCGCAAAGAGGGCUUCCCGAGCGGUCUGUUAAUGUCUUGAGAUCGUGGCUUUUCGAGCAUUUUCUUAACCCGUAUCCGAGUGAAGCAGACAAGGUUUUGUUGUCUCGCCAGACUGGUCUGUCUAAAAAUCAGGUUUCAAAUUGGUUCAUUAAUGCUAGGGUAAGGCUGUGGAAACCCAUGGUGGAAGAAAUGUACGAACAAGAAACUAAAGAAGAAGAAGGAGGGGGAGAAGAAAUAAACGCACACACACCAAUGCUGCGUGACGAUGAUAAUAAUAACACUAAGGAAAUUACUGCAACAACUUCGCCGACGACGACAAAACCGACAACAACGUUACCGUCGGCUGCAGCGACAAAAAGAUGCCAAUUCAAUGCGACGGAAAACGACUCCUCACGAACCAACAUCAUCAAUAAUUAUGCGCCCCAGUACGCCUCGGGAAACCAAAUCACGAUGAUUCGUAACACCGCCGCCGUGCCGCCCCUAUCUCCGGUGGCCGGAACGCCGCACAACUGGCCUGGUCAGGUGGUGGAUUGUGGCGGUGGGUUUGGGACUCCGGCGACAGGGGACGUGUCCCUAACUUUGGGACUUCGCCACCCAGAAAAUAGUGUAAAUGUUACAAACUUUGGGGGCUAUUAAAUAUUUAGUACUAAAUUAAAACACAAAAUGGCUACAAAAAUUAUAUAUAUAUAUAUAUAGUUGGUGAAUAAUUUGGGUUUUGUAAUUGACAUAUAACUCUUAAUUGUAAAAUUAAAGUGAGAAUUGUAUUUUGUUUUGUUCA
Molecule: messenger RNA, 2126 nt
Organism: Ipomoea triloba (trilobed morning glory)
Lineage: Eukaryota; Viridiplantae; Streptophyta; Magnoliopsida; Solanales; Convolvulaceae
Product: BEL1-like homeodomain protein 2
Exons: 6
Coding region: 278-1984 (568 amino acids)
Biological process (GO): regulation of transcription by RNA polymerase II
Molecular function (GO): RNA polymerase II cis-regulatory region sequence-specific DNA binding; DNA-binding transcription factor activity, RNA polymerase II-specific
Source: RefSeq, a predicted model, not a curated record